This is a messenger RNA of Drosophila teissieri, 1725 nucleotides long. Its product is annotated as putative mediator of RNA polymerase II transcription subunit 26. NCBI's taxonomy places the organism in Eukaryota, Metazoa, Arthropoda, Insecta, Diptera, Drosophilidae. Bases 1 to 1725 code for a protein of 574 amino acids. The record is from RefSeq and is a predicted model, not a curated record. The transcript is spliced from 3 exons.
AUGAGAUUAGCGCUAAUAUUGGGCACUCUUAGUGCCAUAGUGUGCUUGGCCAGCGGCUUGAGCCAGUCAGAGGGGAGUGGUUCAAAGGGCAAUGGAUUUCCCAAAAAGGUUACCACCCUGAAGAAGCGACCAACCAAAACGCCAACGACAGUGCCAAUUUCCAUCAGCAGAGCAACCACUUUGAAGCCCAGUAAGCCACGCGUAAAGAUCGGCACAUCGGCAACCACGAAAAGCACCACCAAGGCACCGGCCUUAACCGAGACAUUUGGCAAUCUGCCGGCGGAUGAUCUGGAAUUCAUUAAGGAGCUGGACAAGCAGUUCAAGCUGCACGGAGACAAGAUCAAGAUUAAGGUGGAGAGGGAUAAUUCCACGAGCAGCGGUGGCAAGAACAGCAAGAGGACCAUCGAGGGGGAUUUGGGAUACGGCUACUCGCAUCCUGGCUAUGAUUACACGCCGCCCAAGUUCAUGUUCUAUCCGUACUCGCAGCAUGACAUUCCCUCGGGCUUCGCCCAUCCCCAGCCACUUCCAGAGGAGCAGGAGGAGCCACACCAGCCGGCAGCGCACCACCACCACAACCACGAGCAAGUGACCAGCGUGACCAUCGAACCCUCGUACUCCUACGAGCUCAAGCCCCAGACCAGCUAUGAAAGCCAACCGCAGCACACCGCCCCCGAGCAGCCGCAGAUUGAUCUGCCCCAGGACGAAGCGGAAAGUCCUAGUGCUGCAGGUGGUUCCAGUGGCCACGGGGGAUAUCAGGAGCCUGUCAUUGUGCUGCGCAUUCCGGGACCCGCCAAGUACGCCGCCCAUUUGCAGACCCUUCUCCAGCAGUACCUCGAGAUCAGGGCGGCCCAGUACCUCAGCUUGCUCCAGGAGGCAGAUCAGCAGCAACAACAGCAGCAGCCGCAGCAACAUGUGGAUCCUUCGCAGCAAUACGGGCCGCCAGAACCUGCCACCUACCACCAGGAAGUGAGCUAUGCCCACCAACUGGCGCCCACGCCGGCACCAGUGCAGUAUGCACCCAUCGAUGAUGUCUACCAGAGCUACAAGGGUCGCCACCAGCAACAGCAACAGCUGCAGCUGCAGCAGCAACAAUAUGAGCCGCAACAGUACUACGCGCCCAUGGACUACCAGCAGCCCACACAGUUCUACUAUGCCCAGCCGCAAUCCCAUCUGCAGCAGCAGCCCCAGCUCUAUCUGAUAGCAAUGGCCCAGCCGGAACCGGAGCCACAGCCACAGCAGCAGCAGCAUCAUCAUCAUCAUCAUCAGCAGCAGCAGCAGCCAAUAUACGUGCCAGAAUCUGAUCCGCCGACAGGUCCUUCAGGUGUUCCCGAACAGGAUCCGGAAGCGGAGCACAGUCUGCCCAUCACGGAAAACAACCCACGACCCACCCACACCAAGGUCAUUUUCAAUCCGUAUCCCUACCACCAGCAGCAGCAGCACCACCACCAGCAGCAGCAGCAGCAUCAGCAGCAGCAACAACAGCAGUCUGACAUCGAGGAGCAGGAGCAGCAGUCGGAGGACGAACGCCCCUUCAACUACCACGCCCAUGCGAUUAAGAUGCGCCAGGGAAAAAGGGCGGCUAGGCCGGAACCUGCGGAUGCGGAUGUGGGGCCCAGUUCGGGGGACAAGGGACUGCAACAGAUCAGGGAGUAUGUGAGGGAGAAACUGGGCGCUGAAAUGGGCUCGGCUGUGGAAUACAAGACGACACAGCUGCUCGAGGGCUGA